Molecule: messenger RNA, 1760 nt
Organism: Dipodomys spectabilis (banner-tailed kangaroo rat)
Lineage: Eukaryota; Metazoa; Chordata; Mammalia; Rodentia; Heteromyidae
Gene: Pyroxd1
Product: pyridine nucleotide-disulphide oxidoreductase domain 1
Exons: 12
Coding region: 41-1555 (504 amino acids)
Molecular function (GO): oxidoreductase activity; flavin adenine dinucleotide binding
Source: RefSeq, a predicted model, not a curated record
UCCGCCCCGCGUUCGCGCGCUCCGGGGACCCGCAGCCGCCAUGGAGGCCGCGCAGCUGCCCGCGGCGGCGCCGGCGAGGCUGGUGGUGGUGGGCGGCGGCAUCGCGGGCGUCACGUGCGCGGAGCAGCUGGCCGUUAACUUUCCAUCAGAGGAGAUUCUCCUGAUCACAGCUUCUCCUGUCAUUAAAGCAGUUACGAAUUUCAAGCAGGUCUCCAGGCUCCUGGAAGAGUUCGACGUGGAGGAGCAGCCGGGCGCCGCGCUGGAGGAGCGCUUCCCCAACAUCACGGUGGUGGCGUCGGCCGCGAGGCAGCUGAAGGGCCCGGAGCGGAGCGUCGUCACGGAAGAUGGCGGCCGGCACGCGUACAGAAAGCUCUGCCUGUGCGCGGGAGCCAGGCCCAGGCUGAUCGGCGAGGGGAGCCCCUACGUGCUGGGGAUCCGGGACACAGACAGCGCCCAGGAGUUCCAGAAGCGGCUCGCGAAGGCCAAGAGGAUCGUGGUGGUCGGCAACGGCGGGAUCGCCCUGGAGUUGGUGUACGAAGUGGAAGGCUGUGAGGUCAUCUGGGCCAUUAAAGACAAAGCCAUCGGCAAUACGUUCUUCGAUGCUGGGGCCGCAGAAUUCUUGACUUCCAAGCUCAAUUCUGGAAAGGCCGAGGCGCAACUGGUGCAGAAAAGAACUAGAUACACAACGGAAGGCAGGCAGAAGGCAGCCCGCAGCAGAGCGAGCGCCGGUGAGCUGGGCAGCGCCCUAGGACCGGAUUGGCACGAAGGUCUGUCUCUCAAAGGAACGAGGGAGUGUUCCCGGCACGUUCACAUUGAGCCGCUGUGCGAAGUGAAGGCAAUCUACCUGCAGGAGGAGUUUCGAGGUCUGGGGAGAAAGUCCCUGAGUUUCCCCAGAGAUCUUCACGGGCCGACGUCCCCCACGGCAGAGCAAGACCUGUGGCCGGUGUAUGUGGAGCUGACCAAUGAGAAGCUCUACGGCUGUGACUUCAUCAUCAGUGCGACCGGCGUCAUUCCGAACACGCAGCCCUUCCUCCACGGGAACGAGUUUGACCUAGGAGAAGACGGCGGCCUGCGAGUGGAUGAGCACAUGCGCACGUCCCUUCCUGACGUCUACGCCGCCGGCGACAUCUGCUCAGCGUCCUGGAAGCCCAGCCCCGUGUGGCAGCAGAUGAGGCUGUGGACCCAGGCCAGGCAAAUGGGCUGGUACGCGGCCAAGUGCAUGGCUGCGGACCUUCUGGGAGACCCAAUCGACAUGGAUUUCAGCUUUGAGCUCUUUGCACACGUAACAAAAUUCUUCAACUAUAAGGUCGUAUUGUUGGGAAAGUACAACGCGCAGGGCCUGGGCGCAGACCACGAGUUAAUGCUGCGGUGCACGCAGGGGCUGGAGUACGUGAAGGUCGUGCUGCAGGACGGGCGCAUGGUGGGCGCCGUGCUCAUCGGGGAAACGGACUUGGAGGAGACAUUCGAAAACCUAAUCCUAAACCAAAUGGACCUGUCCCGCUACGGAGAAGACCUCCUGGACCCCAACGUUGACAUAGAAGAUUAUUUUGACUAGCAUAGCAUGGGAGUUUCUCGAAGAACCACAGGAAAUGAGUCACUCUGGAGUCCUAAAUGCAGAAGCGACCAUGGUUUUGCUGGAAAACAUGAAGAGAAAGGCAACUGCUUACGAUAAGAUCCGCGUACAUAAUUUAUAGAAAGAUGCUGCGUUCUGAUCGGAAAACACGGGCCACCUACGUGAGGAAAUCCCCAGUCACCCGGUG